Molecule: messenger RNA, 2009 nt
Organism: Pomacea canaliculata
Lineage: Eukaryota; Metazoa; Mollusca; Gastropoda; Architaenioglossa; Ampullariidae
Product: serine protease 33-like
Exons: 10
Coding region: 667-1596 (309 amino acids)
Biological process (GO): proteolysis
Molecular function (GO): serine-type endopeptidase activity
Source: RefSeq, a predicted model, not a curated record
GUUGCCAAAGAACUACUGGUGCAUUUUUUUAUGUAACUGGGUAAACUUCAGCAAAAGUUGUUCUUUCCUAAAAUCUGCGUGAAUGCACCCCUUUCCGCUCCCGAGAUAUACAUCACAAACAUCACCCUGCACGCAGAAAGAUGUCAAAUUCGUGACGUCACGUGUGUACACUGAUUACGUCCCUGGAUUCGACGCCAGUUCUUGGCUAUCAGCUUCCCGCUCGGUCACAAACAACUGUGCGCGUGUUUCUUUAUGGUAGGUAUAAACCACACCUUUAUGUCUUAAGCCAGUAUUAAAGGAAGUUCUACGGAGAAUUACACCAGUAUACGAAGUUUCGGAGGUGGACUAAAGGAAAGCUUGGAACUAUGAAGAAACUGCAGCCUGGCCCAUUCACUCUGGUGCUGCUCGUGCUGGUUGUCUCUGCAGAAGUCAGAUCAGCCGACAGUAUGAUUCCCGCCAACAAGCACAGCGAACACAACAGCCCCCGCAGUGACGGCAAAAAGACUGAUCCAACGAACAAGACUGACACAUUCACAGACGAACACGCAGGCUGCGGACAAUUCGAAAGGGAGAGAGGACGCAGACAUAGAUGAUCAUGGGCAAAAACCAUUCUAUACACAGUUUCCGCGAUCCAGCCCAACCUUGCCGUAUUCAAAGUGGUUGGAGAUGUGGAAGGCUUCGCAGGAAGGAUGCGGUGUACCCGGGAUAAAGUUCACCCGGCCACAGCCAAGAAUAGCUGGAGGAAGACCUUCCGAGACAGGAAACUGGCCAUGGAUGGUCAGCUUGAGCCCUAAGCCAAUGAAAGGGCAGCAUAUCUGUGGAGGAACUCUGAUAGCCUCUAACUGGAUCCUCACAUCGGCUCAUUGUCUCUUUGCGAUUCCUUUCCUUUAUGGCGAAAAUAAAUGGCUGAUGCGGCUUGGAAAGCUGAUGCAGAGUGGUCCAUUGAAAGAAGAGACGGAACAGGAUUUCAAUGUCAGCUUGAUUGUGGUGCACCCCCUGUACGACUUCCGUGUCUUAAUGCCGACUGAAGCCCUUGGAAAGCCUUCUGACCAUGACCUUGCCCUCGUGAAGCUGAGUGGUGACGUCACUGUUACACCAUGGGUGAGACCAAUAUGUUUGCCGUCACCCCAGUUCAAACCCCAGCCUGGGAAACUCUGUGUCAUCACCGGUUGGGGUCUCAUCAACGAUCCUACGAGCAACGCAUCCUCCACUCAAGACUUAAGGACGAGAUUCCUAAAGGAAGCAAUGGUGCCGAUUUGGGAGUAUAGCGAAUGCAAGAAUCUGGAUGGCUACAGGGAACUAUUGACCCCCAACAUGCUGUGUGCUGGCUUCAAAGAAGGCAUGGUGGAUACUUGCAACCUGGAUAGCGGUGGUCCACUGCAAUGCAAAUACAACGACAAAUGGUCUCUGAUUGGUGUGACCUCAUGGGGUGAUGCUGGUGGACGGGGAUGCGCACGGCCGAUGAAACCAGGGGUGUACAGCGAUGUAGGAGCACAUGUGCCCUGGAUUUUUGAAACAAUGUAUUCUGAUUAUGCUGGUAUACAGUCUCCAUCCUGGAAGACACUUUUUGAGCAAAGCUUGUCACGAAGGCAAUAAGACCACCCGACGGCUUCCAUCUUGGGAUUUAACAUCGUUAGGUUUGAGAUCUUCCUUCGCCAUUUAUAUGCAAGGGGAAACUUACUGUUUUCCAGUCCCUAGAUCAUAGGAUGACAAUUUUUUAUUUCACGUCCUUUCUCGUAAAGAUACUCUUGCAAAGGUUUGAUAAGAAAUGCUCUGCGCUGUUUGAAUCCAAUCUGAUUUCUUGUCAGCAACCCUAGUGAUUAAAACUCGCCAUCUAUACCAUAACUUUUCUUCCUAAUGAAAAUGUGGAUCUCUAGAAAGAAUCGCUCUGUAAAAACACUUUCAUGUGUUCAAAAUAGAAUUUGUUUAUGCUGUGAACAAAAUGAAAUUGUUGCGUAAACAACUAUAGAUAUUGAAGACAACAGUAAAAUAAAAUGGUUGCAACCUAG